Molecule: messenger RNA, 2976 nt
Organism: Pestalotiopsis fici W106-1
Lineage: Eukaryota; Fungi; Ascomycota; Sordariomycetes; Amphisphaeriales; Sporocadaceae
Exons: 1
Coding region: 1-2976 (991 amino acids)
Source: RefSeq, a predicted model, not a curated record
AUGGGGGGCACUACUCUCGUUGGACCUGACUCUUUGGAGUCGGCCUUCCAUGACCAUAUCAUGGACCAACUCCCGAAUCCAGAUCUUCUCCAUGAUGUUCAAGAAGUCACAGCCGGCGAUCUUGCCAAGGCACUCCGCAAACUCGCCAUUGACGAGCAGAUGCAGACAAUGUCUAUCAUCAACACCCCAUCGUUGGCUUUAGUUGCACAGGAUGCGCUCAGCAAGGGAUUUUCAGGCCAAGGUGACAUUGAGAAGGAUCUUGUCGUUUCCUCUCCCCGGAAGAAGGUUCGCAUUGGAACCUAUGAGACAGCUCACAUUCCCCUUGGCGAUUUUCGCCCUACGACCGAGCAGCACAUUUCAAUCGCUUCAAGUAGCCACAAUAAGGAAAUCGCUCCCUCAGACACAAAGGGCUCUUAUACCCGUGAACUCACACCUGAGCCAACUCAUGAGGGCGUUGGAUUGCCGACCACUCCCAGAAGUUGUGUACUCGCAACCAGUUCGCCUCAAGGAUCACCUAUGCGUCGACAUGGAGGUAUACCUUCGGGUUCGUCCCCUUCUCCCCUUCGUCCACAGAUGGGGGACAAUGUUCCAGGCUUCUCUGCUGGUGUUGGAACAUCUCAGCGUAAGGCUGCUCCUUCACGUCUGAAUCUCUCUCUUCCUGGUGCUGCACCGCGCAAGACCACGAAUGAUGCCACUCACUACGUGGCAGUGGCUUCUUACAUGGGAACUCACAAACCCAAUAUACCGGAGCUUCAAGCUCAGAUUGAUAAGUUUGAGAAUGCUCGAAAGACUCCGCUGGACAAGCGCACCAAGCUCCUCAAGGUGCCAAUCUAUAACCUCGAGUCCGACGAGCUGGAUGAUGAGUCUGUUCCUUUCAAGAUUCAGCGAAUUCCGCAAACACCGGCCUCUGCUCUGGUCAAGUCGUUCAAGAAGUUCACCUUGGCUACUCCUGCUACUGCUGCACUCAGCAAUGCCGCUCGCGCACGACACAUGGCGAUUGCACAGCGUGCUGAAUUUGAAGCCACUAAUCAGGUUGACCAGAACGAGGUAGGUGCCAUCGCAGGUCAGCUCAACCCUACCCAGCCCGAGUAUCGUCCUCGCCGGACCGAACAGAUUCUCGAAGCUCUUCAUAAUGGUAGAGGAAACACCCGAAGAUUGAGACAGCUCGCACUCGGUAUUCACAGCCGCAUUUCUCUUUCGGCCAAGUCGCCCCCUCCUGCCACUGGAUGCUACAAGCCUCCUUUUGAUGUGAUCACGGCCCUCUCACGCGUUCCGGAGCUCAUCAUGGCUGUCGCUGAGUACUUACCCCCUCGCGAUGUUCUGACGCUAUACUCGGUUUCCCUCCAGUUUCACGUCCAGAUGAACACGUAUCUACAGUCCACUGUAGUAAUGUUGAGCCGUCAAUGGGCCCCAAAUGCCAUUCAUGUGUUCAAGUGGGAUUCAGAUCCCACAUACAAACACCUUGCUAUUCGUGACCCUGUGGGUCGAGUGCUUGCAUCUCCUACCUCUGAAGAUGAGGAUAAUGCAUCCACGCGUCCUUUGCUCGGAAAAGUCAAGCGGGUGCCCAGCAUGAAAUACUACCAGAUGGUCGCCUUUCGUGACGAUGUCGUGAUUGACAUCCUCGCCCAUCUGGCUCGAUAUGGUUUGCGCUGCCCGCAGGGAGCCAAGGACUCAGUCUUGAAGUUGUGGAUGCUCAUGGACCAGCCGACCACCAAGCAGCGACAAGAGCUUCUCAUGAAGACCGAAGUCUUUACUGAUCAAGACCUGGUCAACUUGACCAUUUUCAUGACCAAGGUGAACUUUCGCCUCAGCGAUCCCAUCUAUGGACCCGAGUCCGCCGAUCUCUCCGAGCUCAUGUUUGGCCAGCGGUCUCUCUAUCCGCUCUGGCAGAUGCUCUUUGGUCAGAAUUACCGUGAUCUCCCGUCCCUGCUCCGUUGCAAGAUUCGGUACGAUCUUGGCCGCGAUUGGCGCCUGGGACAGGCCUACCUCGGGGCUGACGCUGACCCCGAUUACCUGCGACCCGACGGUCUUGGCCUGUUGGGAGUUCCGCCUAAUGAGAUCGGCCGCACUCAACUCGAACAUUGGGGCACCAAGGGUUCCAUGCAUCCAGCCUUGCAACGUCCAUCUGCUUGCAUCAUGGCUGAAGCUGCCCGCCGCGAUCUGCGUCUCGACCAACAUCUUAUGGGUCUCCUGCUCUGGGGACAUGUGGACCAUGAGACUGGACGAAACCUUGUGCCCAGCGAGGCCGAGAUCUGGAUGCGCGACUCUGACUACAAGAAUCGCGCCCUCGACACGCAUCUCGAAUUUGAGCCCUUCCACCUCCGACGUGCUCGCUGGGACGAGCUGGACGAACAUGACCGCAAGAAAAUCCUACUGGCACAACAAGUUCGCCAUGAGGCUGUCUACAAGUGGGACGAGCACCGCUUCGACGAUCCGGACCUUACAGAAGAGGAGAAUAUGGAGAUGAAUCGCGACAUGCAAGAGAAGCUCCUCAAGAAUGCUGGUGUUGACCGCGAGAACCCUGAUUUCAAAGUCGACAAGAACGGCAACGAGAUCCCGCGUCAAAGCACUGAUCCUGACAAAUUGGCAGCUGGCCCCAUCACAAGCAGUUUCAAUAAAGUGCAGGAAGAAUAUGAGCACGAUUUCGGAUACGAGUCCGACUCUAGUACCGAUAGUCCUACGGCCCAGUCGGCCAUUGGUGAUACUACCAAGCUCCAGUACGCCUGGAAGCCGUCUCCAGAGGAUCAUGAUAUGCAUGUCCCCUACGUAGCUGCAACAUCGCUCGGCUCUACAAGUCGGUCCCGAGAUGACGACCUCGACCAGAACUCGAAUCUAGACAACCAGACAGUUGAUGGCGAUGUCAGCUUUGAGGGAGACGAUGAGCCUGAUCGGGAAAUGGUGUGGCAGCAAUUCUUGGACUUGAGAGACACCGCGUUCGCUCCUUGGGCAAGCACUGAUGAUAAAGGCUCGUCCUAA